CUCCUCUUUUACCAAUAAAUCCACCUAAUUGGCUAAUUCCCUUCUUCACAUACUCACACCCUCACACACACACACGCGAUUAGAUUCAAAAUUCGACAUUGCAGAUUUAAAUUCCGAUCGAUCGAUCGCGAUCGGCGAUGAAGUUCGGGAAGAGAUUGAAGCAGCAGACGGAGGAGAGCCUGCCGGAGUGGCGGGAUAAGUAUUUGUCGUAUAAGAAGCUGAAGAAGCUCGUGAAAUUGAUCUCGUCGGCGCCGCCCACGCUGAGCAGAUCGUCGCUGCACUGCGGCAGGGCGGAGGCGGAGUUCAUGUAUCUGCUCAACGCCGAGAUCGACAAGUUCAAUGCCUUCUUCAUGGAGCAAGAGGAGGAUUUCGUCAUUCGCCAUCAGGAAUUGCCGCAGAGAAUAAAGAAAGUGAUGGAGAAAUGGGGACCUAACGGCAGUGAAGCAUCGGAGACGGAGUUCAAAGAGCAAAUGGCGAAAAUCCGGAAAGACAUCGUCAAUUUUCACGGCGAAAUGGUUCUGUUAAUGAACUACAGCAACAUCAACUACACAGGGCUGGCGAAGAUCCUGAAGAAGUACGACAAGAGGACCGGCGGAGUUCUUCGGCUGCCGUUCAUCCAGAAAGUGCUGCAGCAGCCGUUCUUCACGACGGACUUGAUCUCGAAGCUGGUGAAGGAGUGCGAGAGCACCAUCGAGUCGGCGUUCCCGCAGUGGGAGAGGGAGGAGGAGGUGGUGGCGGUGCCGGGGGACGGAAUAUUCCGGAACACGGUGGCGGCGCUGAUGACGAUGCAGGAGAUGCGGAGAGGGAGCUCCACGUACAGUCAUUUCUCGCUGCCGCCGCUCAACAUGGCGGAGAUCGACGUGAUCCAGUCGUUGCAGGUUGUUGCUCCCAUACAGAUUCCGUGAUCGAUCCAUUUGUUCUAGGAUAGUUUGGAUUUUGGGAGAUGGAAUUAAUUAAUUGGAGUAUCUUCUUUUUUUGAUGAUUUUAUACUGAAUACCACUAUACGUGAUCUUGUUAGAUGUUUUGAUAUUAUGAGUGUUACUUUCUCUAGUUUUUCUAAAUGUUUGGAAUCAUUUAUCAUGAUAUAAUUAUUUUAAUAUAAUGUUCUACUAAGUUUGAUGC
Salvia hispanica is the source of this 1122-nucleotide messenger RNA. RefSeq names its product SPX domain-containing protein 3-like. The record is from RefSeq and is a predicted model, not a curated record. Lineage: Eukaryota; Viridiplantae; Streptophyta; Magnoliopsida; Lamiales; Lamiaceae. Gene Ontology annotation, biological process: cellular response to phosphate starvation.